Messenger RNA from Antrostomus carolinensis (chuck-will's-widow), 449 nucleotides. Its product is annotated as WD repeat-containing protein 55. The annotation marks the transcript as partial. The record is from RefSeq and is a predicted model, not a curated record. The transcript has 3 exons. Gene Ontology annotation, molecular function: protein binding. NCBI's taxonomy places the organism in Eukaryota, Metazoa, Chordata, Aves, Caprimulgiformes, Caprimulgidae.
UCAGGCCUCAACUGCGUGCUGCCCAUCGAUAACAACGUCUUUGCCACUGGUGACGAUGGUGGGGAGCUGAAGGUGUGGGACCUGCGCAAGGGGGAUGCCAUCUUGGAGGCCCGUCAGCAUGAGGAGUACAUCAGCGCGAUGGCCGUGGAUGGUAAUGGGAAGAUCCUACUGACUGCCAGUGGUGAUGGCACCCUGGGUGUCUUCAACGUGAAGAGGCGCCGCUUUGAUCUGCUCUCGGAGCCGCAGAAUGGGGACCUGACGUCUGUGGUGCUGCUGAAGAGAGGGAAGAAAGUGGCAUGUGGCUCCAGUGAAGGCACCAUCUACCUCUUCAACUGGGAUGGCUUGGGGGCCGCCAGUGACCGCUUCGCCCUGAGGGCUGAGUCCGUUGACUGCAUGGUCCCCAUCACGGACAGCAUCGUCUGCGUGGGGUCCCUGGAUGGAGUCAUCAG